CUCCCCCAACCUCCACCCCGUAAUCUCCAUCUCGUCCACCGUCCGAGGAUCCCUUACCGCCUCAAAGACCUCAAUUGGUGCUUUCGAGCGCCUUUUCCAUGAUUGUUGCGCUCUGUCCCUUUAGUCAAGUCAUUCUUAACAAAGUAUCGGCCCUCCUACCGUCCACUCAUCGCAUCCACCCCUCAUCCUGAUUCCUCACCUCCGAACCCGAACCCCCUCCACGCCCACCGACCCUGGCAGACCGGUACGGAGUACACUUGUUCAACCCACCCAUCUCCACAAUGUCCGGUCUCGAGUCCCCCGAAAUCGCUGCCGCCUACGAAGCCGUCCGCUCCGACAAGGACCCGGCCAACUGGCUCCUCAUAUCGCACGCGUCGGCGACCUCGAACCAGCUGAAACUCACCAAGACGGGCAGCGGCGGCCUAUCGGAGCUGGCCGGCGAGCUGGACGACGCCCAGGUCCAGUACGGCUACGUGCGCGUCGAGUACGCCAACGACUCGGAGAGCACCCGCGUCAAGUUCGCCUUGAUCGUCUGGAUCGGCGAGAACACCCGCGUCAUGCGCAAGGCCCGCGUCAGCGUCGAGAGCGGCGACGUCCGCAGGGUCCUCGGCCACCACAGCAUCCAGGUCAAUGCGAGCGACAGGACCGACCUGGACGAGAAGGACGUUGUGGCCCGGCUUCGCAAGGCUGGUGGUGCCGACUAUAACGGUGGGAGGGGUUGAAGACGAUGGCGCCGGCCCGCCCUCUCCUUUUCUCCUUUUUUUGGGGUGUUUCUUGGGGCGUCUCUCGUGGGUGGCUCGGUUUCGGGUCGUUGGUUUGGUAGGGGUUGGCCAUUUCUGGACAGCAUGUACAAAGACGGCGAACGGGGGACCAAAAGAGAGGGAGGGACCGAGGUACACGGAAGAUGACCACGAUAUAUACGAUACAUACGUUCUGCAGGGCAAGGGGAUACCUUAGAGAGCGAGCAUAGUGCAUUUC
Molecule: messenger RNA, 978 nt
Organism: Sodiomyces alkalinus F11
Lineage: Eukaryota; Fungi; Ascomycota; Sordariomycetes; Glomerellales; Plectosphaerellaceae
Product: ADF-like domain-containing protein
Exons: 1
Coding region: 282-722 (146 amino acids)
Biological process (GO): regulation of actin filament polymerization
Cellular component (GO): site of polarized growth; plasma membrane; cortical actin cytoskeleton
Molecular function (GO): actin filament binding
Source: RefSeq, a predicted model, not a curated record